GGCAGCGGCGCCGAGCGGAGAUGAGGAGAGAUUGUCUGCACUCAUGUUGUUCCAAACUGUGACUGUGUCCUAGACCAGUGCUUCUCAAACUUUUGUCUUCCAAAUGUUUGGACUUCAAUGCCCAGCAGUCCCAGCCAGCAUGUCAGCAGUUGAGAAUUCUAGGAAUAGACAUCUGGAUGACCAAAGUUUGAAAAUCAGUCUUAGGCUGUGGCUGGUUCUGAAGAGCUGGUUUCAUGAAACAGAACGUGUACAAGGGAAGAAAAAUCUGAGGACCAAGACUUACAAGGCCUGAAGGAUAAGUCCCCCAAACCCAAAAAAGUGAAGAAGGAACGGAAAGAAGAAAAGCAGCAUGAGCAUGCGCAACCUUCAGCUGAACCAGCUGAAGCAGGCAAAGCAGAGAUGUUGGAAGGAGCUGGGACUGCUCCUGCUGUACCCGAAGCUUCUGCUUCUCCAAAACAGCGCCGUUCUGUCAUCCGGGAUCGUGGGCCCAUGUACGAUGACCCCACCUUGCCGGAAGGCUGGACUCGCAAGCUCAAGCAAAGGAAAUCUGGUCGCUCCGCAGGGAAAUUUGAUGUCUACCUUAUCAACCCCCAGGGCAAGGCUUUCCGUUCCAAAGUUGAGCUUAUCGCCUACUUUGAAAAAGUGGGAGACACCUCUCUGGAUCCUAAUGAUUUUGAUUUCACGGUGACUGGACGUGGGAGCCCCUCACGGCGAGAACAGAGGCCUCCCAAGAAACCCAAAGCCCCCAAAACCUCCGGCACAGGUCGUGGACGGGGCCGACCUAAAGGCAGCAGCUCUGCCAAGCCCAGAGGAGCUGCCUCGGAAGGUGUACAAGUGAAGCGGGUGAUUGAGAAGAGUUCGGGAAAGCUACUGGUCAAGAUGCCUUUACAGUCCUCUAUAGCUGCAGCAAAAGCGGAAGGCACAGGUGGGGCCACCACCUCAGCACAAGUCAUGGUUAUCAAGCGCCCUGGGCGCAAGCGGAAAUCUGAGUCUGACCCGCAAGCUGUACCCAAGAAGCGGGGGCGUAAGCCGGGCAGUGGCGUGGCAGCUGUAGUGGUUGAAGCCAAAAAGAAAACCAUCAAGGAGCCAGUAGUCCAGGCUGUCCGGGAGACUGUGCUGCCCAUCAAGAAGCGCAAGACCCGUGAGACUGUCAGCAUAGAGAUAGCCAAGCCAACCCCACCUCCCCCGAGCAACACAGGGGAGUGGGGCCCCAAGGGACAGCGAACAGCUGCCAAGAGCCCUGGGCGCCGCAGCAAAGAGAGCAGUCCCAAAGGGCGGGGUGGCAAUGCAGUGCCAACCUCUGCCCCUUCCUCCUCCCCUGGCAAGAAGGAUCAGCACCACACUCCCCAUCAGCCACCGUCAGAGCCCCAGAGCAGCCUCCCUGCUCAGCCCCCUGAAAGCCCCAAGGACAGCAAGAGCUUUCCAGCUGAACCCCAGGACUUGAGUGGCAGCAAGAGCUGUAAAGAGGAGAAGGCUCCAGAAAGCGACGGUUGCCCCAAGGAGCCACCUAAGACUCAACCCGGUGGCACAGCAGUGCCCUACAAACACGAGCGCAAAGACACUGUGUCGUCCUCCGCGGCCUUGCCCCGGCCCACAAACAGGGACGAGGCCGUGGACACCAGGACGCCUGUGUCAGAGCGGGUCAGCUGACUUUGAGGGGGGUGAGUGAGCAAGUGAGCGCCAGAGGAAACAAAGAGAGGGAUAGGUAGCACUCCCAGCCCCACAUGCCCAAGACGAGACUCCAGGCAGCUGCUGCCGGGUAGGACUCCCCUUUCCCCACAGUGCCCCAGCUUUCAACCAGUCAGCAUCCCUCCCCCCUCAAAAAAGAAACCUUAUUCUUCCUAUGUUUCUGUCUCCCCCUCCCCUCAUUUUUAAUACAGACAAGCACAGUGUGGGGUGCAGAGGCAUGCCUCCCAGGGCUGGAAGCCACUUUGCACUUUUUCUACAGAAUGGGGGCACCCUCUUCUCCCCCCCUUCCUGCCCUUCCUUAUAUGCCCCAGCCCCUUCUGCCAUGCUUUGCUGCAUAUACUACUGACAAGGCAAGCUGUUUGGCAGGGGAGGGGGUAACUCCAAACUCUGGCCUGUCAUCCUGAUCCCGCUUGCCCUCCAUCCUAACCAAGGCCCCAUGGACAGAUUGGGGGGUUGUGGGGGCCAUGUGUGCGUAUUCCACUCCACCUCCCUAGUGCCAUGUAAUGUAGUUGUCCAGUCGUAGUCAGAACUCUGUAGUUUUCAGUAGGAUGUGUGUGCGUGUGUGUACACAUGAGAGAGAAAGCAAUGGGGGUUGUGGAGCUUUGGAAGAUCUAUAACACCCCCCAUUUGCCAGUUAGACCAGCACUUAGGAAGGAUAUCUUCUCCCCCCCGCCCACUUCCUUCUCCCCCACAGGACAGUUCUGCUGCUAAGAGACCACUAGGCAUCUGGAAGCAGCUUUGUGAGCCUGUCCUCUUUUCCUAUGUCUAUCCUGAAAGGAGGGGCCUUUGAUUUCGUUAAAGCAAUCUGGAGUGUGCUGAAGUGUGUGUAGUUGUGUCUGUGUGUGUGUGCUUGUCUGUGCACUCAUCACACGCUAAGAGUUAAAAUGAGACGUUCUUCCAGUUCUCAUCAGUGAUGUUAGGUUAAGGCACUGUUUGCACUAAUGGAGGCCUUUGCACACUGGUCAGGAAGCGAGGGCAUGAAAGAUGUCUGGAGCGUGCCUGUGUGCGUAUUGGAAAUGGGGCAUUUGGACUGAAGACUAGCUCACCUCUCCUGUUCUCCUAUUGGGGCAGGAUGGUAGCUGAAUGUGUGUUAAACUACCUGUACUUCUGUGCUGGGACUGGUACAUGGCAAUGGCCAAAGUGAGAAGCCUGGUAUGUUUGUUUGUUUGUUUGUUUGUUUUCUUUCAUUUCAAAGGACUUCCUUCUGGUUGACAACCAAGCUCUUCCAUGACAGUUGAGCACACCUCUCUUCACUCCCCAGGAAAGCAGGGCUUAGCAGAAGUGUAGCGUAUUCUGGGGGUGGGACUUAGUCUCAAAAUCUUUUUUUUCCCUUCCUUCCUUCCGUCCUUCCUUCCUUCCUUCCUUCCUUCCUUCCUUCCUUCCUUUCCUCAAUACAAAAAAUGCAGAAAUGAAGGAAGGGGAAGAAGGGGACAGAAGCCAUCCUAAACUGCUUGUUAUUAUUUUUAACUGAACAUGUAGCACAGAGAGGAUUUUCACACUGCCACCACCACCAUCAUGGUCAGUACCAAGUACCCCACUGAAAAAGAUGGGGAGCAUGGGUCCAAGCUUGGAAUCUGGGCAAGAGAUAGAAGCAGUGGUUUCAAAGGGGUCACAGUUUGGCAAAGGAUCACCAAAACCUCUUAUCUUGUCCUGUAGGUCUUUGAAACCCCCAGUAGACAUGGAUUUGGACACAGAUUAUUUUUUAAAGCCACCACCAUUUUAACAUAGACCCAGAAGGUUUCACUUUUAGGCAGAGCAACAGUGUGGAGGGAGGCUUUUCCCAGUCCUUAGUAGCUGUUAUUUGUCCAGCUGGGGGAAAUGUACAGGUACCCUUGUGAUAUCUGUCCCUCCCACCAUGUAGUGGGGAGUGGGAAACAACAUUUAGAUCAAGAAAAUAGGAAGGGUUAAGCACCAUCCCUCUUACAGUACCAUUCUGAUAAAAUCGGGAGUCCUCUACAGCUAAAUGUUUUUUUUUAAUCUUGGGCAAAUCUGAUAAUGGGGCUUUGAAAUCAUGUCUGUUUUCAUUCUUGGAUAGAUAUCUUGGCAUAGAGGCAUCCUGUUUUCUCCUCCCACCCACCUGACGUCAGAAUAAAAUUCUUUCCAUGUGGGUGAACAGUCAAAGGACAUAUUUAGUUUGCAGUGGUUAUAUAUGGAGGAAUGCACUGGUCUUAAUAAAAGACUCCAGUUUCACUGCACGCAGACUAAUGGUGGUCUAGUCUGUCUUCGUUGCAGCAACAGACAGGGCUCCUUAUUUUGCAGGGCUUCCUACACUCUGGUCAAAGACUAAUGUUGAUUUUCUCUUCUCCUCUUGUGUAGUGACUUGCUCAGUGGUAGUAAGAUUAGGGCUGUCUUCCCAUUUUUGUUUACAAAGGACAAAGCCAGGCUACCCAACUUGAACUGAAUCAGAGUUUCAGAGCUGGAGUCUACUACUAAUAGUGGAUUCUGAAAUAUAACCCUUCCCACUCAUUCCCAAAAACGUAACCCAUCUUUAAAAAAAUGAAUUUGUUCAUUUGGAUGGAGGUGGGUGUCUUGAGAAUUGCGUUGUAGAAACAUGGGCAAAAUGUGAACAAUUGCAUACAAAAAAAAGGACUGAGGUAGAAAGAGUUGGAGAAGAAAUCAUUUUGUGAUAGAUUUAAAAACCCCAAAGGGCUUUUCUUUGAUAUUUUUUAAAAGUCACAAAUUUAUUAGGGGUGCAUGGAAAGGAGGUUAGCAACUGUCCACUAGGUGAUGGGGAAAUUUUAGUUUUUUUGGUCUAAAGUUGCAUUUGGCUGUUUUUAACCUGAGGCCUUAUGCCUGGUACAAACGGCUUCAGAGCAAAUCACUUGCCUCUCAGUUUCUACACUAGCUUCCAAGCCUGUAGCAUGGGUAGAGCUCCCUCAUGUAUUAAUUCUAUUCAGUUAAGGGGGGCCGAGGGGGGCAGAGAUUAGUAGAUAGGAUAGGAUUCAGACCUGUCCACUACCAACACUUUUCAUGUGACUUUUCCCUACACACAUGCACACAACCAGCAAUAAGAUGAAUAGCAGUUGCAUUAGGUGCAGUGUGAUUAGGAUGACUGGGAACUGUAGUACACUGCCUUUUGAAAUUUGGAAUCACAGCAAAGGAAAAAGCCUGCAGGGUUUUCACAUAUUGACUAGUGUUUAACACUCAUGUAAAUUAGGGGAAUGGGGAAAGGCAGUGCAAGACUGGGCAUGUGUAUAUACCAAAUCUCUUGGAGGAGUGAAUUAAGAAUCAGACACAGGUACAGUGCUUUUCUUUUCAGCUGAGCUCUGCUACUGGUAAUCUGGUUGGCUAGGAAAAAGACCUUAUGGAGAGGAGGUAUGGGAAAAGUAGGCCGGCAUGGGGUGGAUCCAUUUCUAUCAUUUCCAUGCAGCUUUUGCUCUAAAAUGUGGACCCAUACUUCCUUUCUUAAAUGUGAUUGGGGCAAACAUGUUGAAAAAUGUGCCAUUGCCAUGUGAACUUAUGCCCUUGUCCAUAAAGUCUAAGGCAUUCUAGUACCUUUCUAAGACUCAUAAUAGUACAUCUCAGUCUACAAGUGAGGAACUCACAUUGCAGAAAAAAAAUACUUUGCAUUUGGACCUGUGAGGCAGUGGCUUUUGCUGUCGCAGACAGAUAAGGCUUCCCCUGACUAAGUGCUCCAAAGCUGUCUUUGCUGCAGGAGUUUUGUAAAAGUGCAGGAGCCUUCUUUUUGUCAAGAUUUAACAACUCUUUAUCUGUCCCUCCAGCUGCUCCUGAUGCCACAAAACAAUAUGACUUUCUGGGGCAGGCAGUUGCUCUUGUAACCGAAAGACCUCCUGCUCCUGUUUUUCUUUCAAAAUGUCUUCAUGGGGAAAAUGAUGCACUUUAAAGCCAAGAGAUAAAAUAUAUCCUUUCUUAUUUUUCUCUUAGUUGGGAAGAAACAUGGAACCACAGACUUUGCAGACUGCAUGGUUCUGAUGGUGUCUUGGAUAAAGCCUGAGAGAAAGAGACAAGCUCCAUCUGGAUCUGGCUACAUUAUACAAAUUUAUAUCUUUUAAAAAAAAACUAAUAAGGCUUCCAUGUGCGCCCUGAUUGGUCAUCUUUAGACCUAAAAUACAUCCAAUGUGAAGCCAGGAACACAUUGGAGAAGAACACCAGUACCCAUUUCCACAAUAGUACAACCCAGAUUGAAACAUUUAGGGUUAAGCUAUGUAAUACAUUAAAUAUGUAUUGAACAGUUUAAUAUCCUUCCCUUCCCCAACUAUCCAAUAAGUGUGUGAGAUACUGAUCCAGAUUGGGACCAGCACAGGUGGGGGAGGCUAAAACCUCCCCUCCCCCCAGCUGUUCCUUGUUUUAAAUACUCACCAUGGGCUUUAAGGGGCAUGUAAGUUUACUUGAAAACAUGAAAAGGGUCUUAAGAUGCACAAUACAUACCUAAUGAAUCAGGUUGUUCACCCUUGUUCUGAGCUAACAUCAUACAACUUGGUACAAGCUUGCAAAACCGUGCGGUAUCCCAAUUUUGUGACUCUACAUUCCAGGUAAAUGAGAGGUGUCUUAUCCCCCUGGCUGCUGUGGUAUGAUGUAGGGCUGAAAGAGAAUAGAUUUCUGUCAGUAACAAAGGGCCAAACUAAAUGUUUGGUGGCACAUUUGGGUUGUUGCAAGCCAGGUACAAAGUGACAGGGAGCACAUUGCUUUUUGUACCAAUGGGCAAGCAAAAGGUGUGGAUCCCACAUAUCUAUUUUCCCCACCCCAGCACUUCUUUGUUGCUUCUUCUCUGCUCUGUUUUGCAACUCUUCCCAGACCUGGACUCUCCUGCCUAGUUCAGGCCCCAAAGAAGGGGAUAUAGAUGAAAUGAAGUAGUAAAGUCAACAGCAGAGUGUGAAAAAAAUGCUGGCCACUUCCUGCUACACACACUCAUAGACACACACACACACCGUAUGAUGUUGUUAGAGCUAACUUUCUCUGGAGUGAGUUACCAGCAGUUGUCGUUUGGCAAUCUGUCCGUUUCUUUGGAGGGACACAUUGCUGUGUCUCAAGACAGAAGUGAAUGCCACCCAUGCCCCCAGCUCUGUUGACUUCCACCCAGCUCAGCCUGAGAGACUAAUGUGGAUAUAGUGCCUGGCGUCUGAGAGACUGUGCAAGAGGUUUAUAUCUUGCUAGCAUUGUGAACCACCCAAUGUUUCUGUGUCAAGUGAAAAUAAAACUUCUUGUCAGUUUCAGUUAUCCAAAAAUGUGUAGAGUUUAACGUUAGGCCUAACUCUUUUGGUUUUGUUUUGUUUUGUUUGGGGAUUUAAUUUCUGUUUGUUUGUUUGUUUGUGUGCGUGUGUGUGCACGUUGUUGUUUUUUUAAAGCACCAAGUAGACACAGAAAAAAUGUCUAAUUUUAUAUAUCUGUAUAUUGCAUUAUAUAUGGGGGGGUGCUUUUUUUCUGCUUGUUGCGCCACAUCCAAACAAGGACAAUAGAUAAGCUAGGAAUUAUAUGGUCUGUUGAGAAAUUAUUAUAUGUUGCUUCUUGACCAUUAUUCCUGGUGUUUGAUAUCAUAGGACAAGGGGAAAUAAAACGGACCCAUCAAACCUGCUUGCCAGUAAUUUUUCUCUGUGUUAGAGCUGAAUUGCCUUUUAGCUCUGUCUGUGUUGUUACACUUUUAGAAAGGGGUUUCCUCUUUUUUUUCCCCCUCAGUGAGGGGAAAUCCAAUGAGGCUGAGUAUUGCUAACAUUUAAAAAAAAACAUUUUUUCCACUCAAGUCAGCUUAGGGGGCAAGGUACGGGUUUAGAUUUGGGUUGGUGAAAGGGAGGACAAGGCAUGGAGUGUUAUGGGAUGUCCACAAAAUGUCAGCCUAACCAAUGCACUCAGCAUGUACUGUAGUUCUGUUUAUGACCACUUUGGUAGUACAACACUGCAGCUUGGUAGCAUUGGUAUUGGACAAAUCCUUCUGGUUCACAGUUGAACCUACUGCUCUUCCUCUAGAGCUGAACUCUUCCUCCUCCCUGUGAACAAAGUUCUGGUGUGUUUUCUGCCCCACUCUCCCCACAGUCUUCAGGACCUAGUUUGUGCCCCAGCUCUCCCGCUUAACUGUGUGCCUUGCAUGUCAGCUGGCAUAAAAGUGCAGCCCUCUACAACAACUGAAAAUCUGCCCUUGCCUCCUGUCUUUCUUCAGUUUAGCACAACAAGCUCACAUCUAAUUUCCAAAGACAUCACACCUCUCUCCAGUGUUGCACUUUUAUGGUUCAUUCUCUUUUCCUUGAAUGCAGAAGUGGUUCCAGAAGUGGGGGAGAAAAUCCAGGGUGAACAAAGAAAGGGCACAUCGAUUCCUGGAGUGAGAUGUGUAUGUGUGCCAGAGUGAGUGAAUGUGAUCAAGCUUUUGUCUCCCAUGAGACAUGAGGUUUAUCCAUCUCUGUUUUUAAACUUUUGAAAAGGUGAGCAGGGAGUUCUUUGGGUGGAGAUUUGCCCUUAACCUUCCUCCUGAUACUAUGUGCUAGUGUGAGUGUUCAGUUUGCUUCCAAGAGUUUUAUUUCCAAGUGCUGGUAGCACAGGGCCUUUCUAGCAUUCAUUAGAUCAAAGGUUUGGAAGUAGAUAUUCAAUGGUCAGUCCCUAACAUAUCCCACAAGAGAACGAAAGGGAGCUGUCUGUGCGCAAGGCUGGCUUCUGCUUGCAAGUUGCCAAAAUCAGCAAUACCCACUUGGGAGGUAGCAGCUUAAAUUUGCCGUUCUUCCAAAAGCAAAGAACUAGACAGCAGAUUUACACUUGGGAGGAGGCAGGAGUGCACCUAUAUUCUUCCUAAUGGAAGUUGGAGGGGGGAAGAAAGGAUUUCCCAAUCUGUAGAUCAACCUGCGUGGGGUUUUCUUCCAGUCAUGGGUCUGAAGUUCCUUUUCCAAACCAGAGGGGCAGCGCUUAUUUGCAGUUGUGCGUCUUUUAUCUGCACAAAAAGUAAGUAGAUGAAGUUGAUUUUUUAAAAAAAAAAUCAUUUUGGGACUUUUUUCUUCUCAUGAGUGCAAAAAACAAACAAACCCUCUCCCAAAAUCUGGGAAAGUACCCCCUCCCUCAAAAUGUGGGGAGGUGGGACGAUCCCCUCCCUCGGCUUCCAUCAGUCAACAUGCGGCUAACAAGAAACCAAGUUCCUUCUGCUUCACCACUCAGUAGUGAUCACCAUAUGACCAAAUAUUCCAAGGACUGUUAUUCAAUGUAUGCUGAGUGCUUGCUACCCUGUACAGCUCUUAAGCCCCACAUAGCUGACACUAGCUAGUGGCGUACCUUCCCCUCCGGCCCCCCGGAUUUUAUUUUUUAAUUCCAGAGACACAGAUUUUGGGGGCGGGGGAGAUUGUCUUCUUUCCAGUAGUCUUUUUUCCCCCCUUCUUAUUCUUCUUCUACUUCUUCUUCCUGGAAAACAUAACAAAACUGUGGUGUUUUGUGUGUAGGGUUUUAUCUCCCUAUCCACCUCGACCCGUAUGGGGUGGGACAAAGAAGGAAUGUUGGUGAAUCCGUUCUCUCUCUGUGUGUGGUUUCCGUUUUUGUUUUAUAAAUGGUCCACAAGUAUGUAUCGUGAACAUUUCUGUAAAGUAAUUGUUCCAGGCACAAACGCUUCAGAUUUUUCGAGUGUUUCAAACAUAUGUAUAUAUUUUAAAAGGGAGGAACAGUGUACAUUUUUUUAUUUUUAUUUUUUUCGUCUCGUCUUAUUGGCAGUACAAAGAAAAGGGAGGCUAAAGGGGGGAUAUGAUAAGUGGAGGUUUUGUUGUGUGUGUGUGUGUGUAUGUUUCGUUUUUGUUUUUUAAAAAUAGGCUUUCCCAGGGUAUUUUGUACAGCUUCUAUUUCUAACAGUCCACCAUCAGUAGGCAAUGUAGCAAAAAAAAAGUAUGAGGUGGUUAGAUUCCUUCAUAUGAAUAUUCGUUUGGCUGUGAAUAAGAACCCAGAAGGACCUAGCGCCAUAAGGGCAAUAAAGAGGAAACCUAUGAAACUUUUGCUAGAUUCAGAGUUGAAUGAACGUCCCAUCAAUUUCUAAAGUAAACCCACCAACUUUUAUUUUUUAAAGCAAAGUGAUUGCUCUACUAAUCCAUAUUGAUGGGAACGUCUAUUUCAACCAUAGCAAGUCUCAGAUGUUAGGGGAGUUUUAAAAGUUUUUUAUCAAGAAUCCUCCAAACAGAAAUUUUGGAUAGAAGUGGGGAUUGUAGCAAAUUCUAUUUGCUCUUUUUUGAAAGGAAAUUUUAAAGGCAUUGGCAUUCUUCAGCCCUACCCAUAUUUCCGUGCAUUUGGUUGACGCGUUUUUGGGACAAUUACUUUUAAGAACUCUGAGUAGAUUGUUCAAUAACAUUUAAAAUCGAUUGCUCUUUUUGUAGGUUUUGUGUACAGCCAAAAAAAAAAAAAAAAGACAAAGCACUGACUAUAUUUAAAAAAAGAAAAGAAAAAAAAGAAAUUUAUUAAAGGAAAAUUUGUAUAAUUUCAGUAAGAAAAUAACAAAAUCCGUCUGAAUGUACAUGUAUAUGUUCAAAAGAAAUCCACCAAUCCCCCUCCCUACCCCUGUAUCCUAUUUAUUAUAUAAAAAGUUUGCCUUAUAAAUUUA
This is a messenger RNA of Sceloporus undulatus (fence lizard), 10198 nucleotides long. RefSeq names its product methyl-CpG binding protein 2 (gene MECP2). Gene Ontology annotation, molecular function: double-stranded methylated DNA binding; chromatin binding; methyl-CpG binding. The transcript has 4 exons. Gene Ontology annotation, biological process: negative regulation of transcription by RNA polymerase II. The record is from RefSeq and is a predicted model, not a curated record. Gene Ontology annotation, cellular component: nucleus; heterochromatin. NCBI's taxonomy places the organism in Eukaryota, Metazoa, Chordata, Lepidosauria, Squamata, Phrynosomatidae. The coding region runs from base 400 to 1650 and encodes 416 amino acids.